AUGGCAGGAGUGACCGCAUGGCUUCCCUUCGCCAGGGCGGCAGCCAUUGGCUGGAUGCCCGUGGCCAACGGCCCCAUGCCUGUGGCACCGAGGGACCACAGCAAGAGGAAGGACGAGCUCAUCGUCCUCAACGUCAGCGGCCGGCGCUUCCAGACCUGGAGGACCACGCUGGACCGUUACCCAGACUCCCUGUUGGGCAGCUCCGAGAAGGAGUUCUUCUUCAACGAGGAGACCAAGGAGUACUUCUUCGACCGUGACCCCGACUCCUUCCGGAGCAUCCUGAACUUCUACCGCACGGGUAAGCUCCACUACCCGCGCUACGAGUGCAUCUCGGCCUACGACGAGGAGCUGGCCUUCUUCGGCAUCAUCCCCGAGAUCAUCGGCGACUGCUGCUACGAAGAGUACAAGGACCGCAAGCGGGAGAACGUUGAGCGUCUCCAGGACGACCAGGAGGAGAACAAGGACCUCAAGCUGCCCAACAUGACCGCCCGCGAGACCAUGUGGCGGGCCUUCGAGAACCCCCACACCUCCACCAUGGCGCUGGUCUUCUACUACGUCACAGGCUUCUUCAUCGCCAUCUCUGUGCUCACCAACGUGGUGGAGACGGUGCCCUGCGGCACCUCCACGCAGCAGAAGGAGGUGCCCUGUGGCGAGCGCUACACGGUGGCCUUCUUCUGCAUGGACACGGCGUGCGUGAUGAUCUUCACCGUGGAGUACCUGAUGCGGCUGUUUGCCGCGCCCAGCCGCUACCACUUCAUGCGCUCGGUGAUGAGCAUCAUCGACGUGGUGGCCAUCCUGCCCUACUACAUCGGCCUGGUGAUGACGGACAACGAGGACGUGAGCGGCGCCUUCGUCACCCUCAGGGUGUUCCGCGUCUUCCGCAUCUUCAAGUUCUCCCGCCACUCGCAGGGCCUGCGCAUCCUGGGCUACACGCUGAAGAGCUGCGCCUCGGAGCUGGGCUUCCUGCUCUUCUCGCUCACCAUGGCCAUCAUCAUCUUCGCCACGGUCAUGUUCUACGCCGAGAAGGGCUCGUCGUCCACCAAGUUCACCUCCAUCCCCGCCUCCUUCUGGUACACCAUCGUAACUAUGACGACGUUAGGUUAUGGAGACAUGGUUCCGAAGACAAUCGCGGGGAAGAUAUUUGGCUCCAUCUGUUCGCUGAGUGGGGUGCUGGUAAUCGCCCUGCCUGUUCCUGUCAUCGUCUCCAACUUUAGUCGCAUCUAUCACCAGAACCAGAGAGCAGACAAGCGCCGUGCUCAGAAGAAAGCUCGGCUGGCCAGGAUACGCAUCGCCAAGACGGGCAGCACCAACGCCUUCCUGCAGAGCAAGCGCAGCGGUCUGCUGGACGAGCUGCUGGAGCUCACGGGCACAGAGGCGGAUGAGCAGAAGCUGAGUAAGAGCGUGUCUCUGUUGGAGAGUCAACACUACCACCUGCUGUACUGUCUGGAGAAAACCACAGCCCAUGAGUUUGUGGAUGAGCAGGCGUUCGAGCAGAACAACCUGGAGACGGCGCUGCAGAGCUACACCUCGCCAAGCCCCUCCCCUUCCUCCAGCCACGGAGAGUCCACCUCCACCUGCUGCGGCUGCAGGGCCCGGAGGAAGAACACCGCCCUCCCGGAGCCAGACCCGGGCCCCAGCCCAGGUUCAAAGCCACCCUACCACCACCACCACCCACAGCGGGGUCCCCUACAGGAGCUCAGUGCCAUUCAUAUACAGUGUGUGGACCCCGCGUCACACAAGACCAGCCGCAGCAGUUUGAACCAGAAGGCCGAGGACGGCGGCCGGGUCAACUGCCGGCGGGGCCAGGUCACCACGGCGAUCAUCAGCCUCCAGACGCCCCCGGCUCUGACCCCGGAGGGAGACGGCCUCCACGGGGCCCCCCACCAGCGCCGGCCGCCCCCUCCUCCCAUCCCCCCCCAGGCCCCACCCAGCAUCCAAACCAUGAGCAGCUCCCACAUAGUGAAGGUCUCCGCCCUGUGA
Gadus chalcogrammus (walleye pollock) is the source of this 1980-nucleotide messenger RNA. RefSeq names its product potassium voltage-gated channel subfamily D member 3-like. Gene Ontology annotation, cellular component: neuronal cell body; voltage-gated potassium channel complex; membrane. The transcript has 6 exons. The record is from RefSeq and is a predicted model, not a curated record. The coding region runs from base 1 to 1980 and encodes 659 amino acids. Gene Ontology annotation, molecular function: protein binding; A-type (transient outward) potassium channel activity. Gene Ontology annotation, biological process: potassium ion export across plasma membrane; protein homooligomerization. NCBI's taxonomy places the organism in Eukaryota, Metazoa, Chordata, Actinopteri, Gadiformes, Gadidae.